UGGAGGAUUAUUUGGAAAAGCCACAAGUUGCUAGUGUACUGUACAACACUCCUCCUUACAGCUGGUUUGUCUUCGUCUCCAGGAAAUCAGUUGAAACCUGUUCCGAGCAAAAUGGCUGCAAUAUGCUGCGUUUAACCCUCGAGGAUUUUCAGACGCGCCGCUCGGAAAGUCGCAUGGUGUUCGCCACAGUUGAAGAGUCGAAUGGGAUUUUUGUGAGUGUGAGUGAUCGCUGGCGAGCUCUAGGCCCUUCAGUGAUGCCUCGGACCGUCGUGAGAUCCUGAGCCGAUCAGAGCUCCGCUUUACAGAGCUGGAUACUCCGCGUACUCCAGGAAGAGAGAAACCUGGCCACUGAGUUUAUGAGCAGCCUGGAGAGAGACAGGGAAUCAUGCUGCCUCCGUCAAGAAGGGAUUUUGUAUCUCUGACUCUCAGCGAAAGUGGCAGCUACACCAACAGCAAGCAAUGGCGGCGGCAGUCGUGCUGGAGAAAAUGGAAACAGCUGUCCAGAUUGCAGCGCAGCCUGAUCCUGUUUACACUCAUGCUGUUGUUGGUUUGUGGAAUUGCCACAUCUCCCACUCUUAUAGGGCACUGGAGAGAUGGUGUGGUAGCGGAGAACGAGAAUGAUGGAAAACAGCCAUUUGUCGUCAACCUGAAAAAUGAGUACAAGUCCAUUCUUCACGAGCCACCCUCUGAGAAAAAGGACUACCGUAGACGUGGACCUCCUGUCUUUCAGAACCGUUUUCAAACCAAAACAAAUGUUUCGAGUCUGUUGGGAGUAGAAAAUCAGGAACUGGACCUGAAGAAUGCAGAUAAAGGAUCUGAAGGAGGAAAGCCAAUCAUUAGUUGGCGUGGAGCUGUGAUAGAAGAAGAACAGGCAUCUGAUACUGACACCAAAGACACAGAAAUCCAAGACGACGCAGCUUCAUUAGCACUUGCUGAGAGCAGAUUGGAGACUGUAAGGGAAGCCUUAAGACAUGCCUGGAAGGGUUACAAGAACUUUGCUUGGGGUCACGAUGAGCUAAAACCAAUCUCUAAAUCAUAUGGAGAGUGGUUUGGACUUGGGCUGACCCUAAUUGAUGCUCUGGACACCAUGUGGAUCUUGGGUCUCAAAGAGGAGUUUGCAGAGGCCAGGGAGUGGGUGGCCAAAGAGCUCUCCUUCGAUAAGAACGUGGAUGUUAAUCUGUUUGAGAGCACCAUUCGUAUACUGGGUGGCCUUCUGAGUACUUACCAUCUCACCGGAGACUCCUUGUUCCUGGAAAAAGCUAAAGAUAUUGGCUCCAGACUGAUGCCCGCCUUUACCACUGCCUCAAAAAUCCCCUAUUCGGAUGUGAAUAUAGGCAAGGGGACGGCUCAUCCACCGCAGUGGACUUCAGACAGUACCGUAGCUGAGGUCACCAGCAUUCAGCUAGAAUUCAGAGAGCUCAGUCGACUUACCGGAGACCCCAAAUACAAGCUGGCUGUAAUGGAGGUGAUGAAGCAGGUGCAUAAUUUGGAUGGAAAGCAAGAUGGGUUAGUGCCGAUGUUUAUCAAUACCAACAACGGGCUGUUCACGCAUCAGGGCACUUACACAUUGGGCGCCAGGGCUGACAGCUACUACGAGUACCUACUGAAGCAGUGGAUACAAGGAGGCGAGACUGAGAAUGAAUUGCUGGAUGACUACCUCCUGGCUGUGGAAGGUGUGAAGAAAAACCUCCUGAAAAAGUCCACUCCUUCUGGCCUUACAUUUGUAGGAGAACUGUCCCAUGGCCACUUCAGUCCCAAAAUGGACCACUUGGUUUGUUUCCUGCCUGGCACACUUGCACUUGGGGCACAUUACGGCCUUCCUGCUGAUCACAUGGAGCUGGCAAAACAGCUGAUAGAGACUUGCUACCAGAUGUACGCCCAGAUGGAGACGGGUCUGAGCCCGGAGAUAGCUCAUUUCAACAUGCAUGAGAGCAGCACACAGGAUGUAGAUGUAAAGAUUGCAGACCGACACAACCUUCAAGUGCCAGAGACUGUAGAGAGCCUCUUCUACAUGUACAGGUUCACUAAGGAUAAGAAGUACCAGCAGUGGGGCUGGGAGAUCCUUCAGAACUUCAAUAAGUACACAAGGGUUCCCACCGGAGGUUAUACGUCUAUAAACAACGUUCGUGACCCAGCCAAUCCCAAUCCUCGAGACAAGAUGGAGAGCUUCUUCCUGGGUGAGACACUCAAGUACUUCUACCUGCUGUUUUCCAAUGACUCAGACCUUAUCAGCUUAGACAAGUACAUCUUCAACACUGAAGCCCAUCCUCUGCCAAUAUGGCCACAAGCAGAGUGAAGCACCCGCGAGCGCACGUGCAUAACCAAACACACCUCUCUCAGGGCCAUGAACACAUUUGAUAUCCAAACUGCCAUGUUUUUCUACACUAUGAACUCUUUGUAAUCGAAAGUAACUAACUGGUGAAAAAAAAGUUAAAAUAGCCAUGACAGAAACUGUUUGUAGAUGUGUAGUUUCUGAUUGUACUAGUUAUCUGUAUGUUUCUAUUAAUAGAGUUUCUGAAUUUUUUACUCUAUUUAUGCUAUCGUGAUGCUGUCGAUCAGCUAUUGAAUCAUUAUGUGCAGUCUUUUAGCCCAAGCACACGGACAAAAAUGUUCAUACUGUGAAACCGUAUGGGGACUGCAAGCACUUUAUGGUGUGUUUUGAGGUUUUAGUGU
This is a messenger RNA of Puntigrus tetrazona (Sumatra barb), 2673 nucleotides long. RefSeq names its product endoplasmic reticulum mannosyl-oligosaccharide 1,2-alpha-mannosidase-like. The coding region runs from base 386 to 2296 and encodes 636 amino acids. Gene Ontology annotation, cellular component: endoplasmic reticulum; membrane. The record is from RefSeq and is a predicted model, not a curated record. NCBI's taxonomy places the organism in Eukaryota, Metazoa, Chordata, Actinopteri, Cypriniformes, Cyprinidae. Gene Ontology annotation, molecular function: calcium ion binding; mannosyl-oligosaccharide 1,2-alpha-mannosidase activity. The transcript has 14 exons. Gene Ontology annotation, biological process: carbohydrate metabolic process; N-glycan processing.